Molecule: messenger RNA, 1038 nt
Organism: Canariomyces notabilis
Lineage: Eukaryota; Fungi; Ascomycota; Sordariomycetes; Sordariales; Chaetomiaceae
Product: NMT1-domain-containing protein
Exons: 4
Coding region: 1-1038 (345 amino acids)
Biological process (GO): thiamine biosynthetic process
Source: RefSeq, a predicted model, not a curated record
AUGUCGACUGACAAGAUUACGUUCCUCACCAACUGGCACGCUACGCCAUACCACGCACCGCUGUACCUGGCCCAGGCAAAGGGCUACUUCAAGGAUGAAGGCAUCAAGGUCGCCAUCCUCGAGCCCAAUGACCCGAGUGAUGUUACGGAGAUCAUUGGCACGGAGAAAAUCGAUCUGGGCUUCAAAGCAAUGAUUCAUACUCUUGCCGCCAAGGCCCGCAACUUCCCCGUGCUCUCCAUCGGCAGUCUUCUCGACGAGCCCUUCACCGGGGUCGUGUACCUCAAAGAAUCCGGCAUCACCCCGGACUUCCGCACGCUCAAGGGCAAGCGUAUCGGCUACGUGGGCGAGUUCGGCAAGAUCCAGAUCGACGAGCUGACGUCGCACUACGGCAUGGCCCCCUCCGACUACACGGCCGUGCGCUGCGGCAUGAACGUGUCCAAGGCCAUCAUCAAGGGCGAGAUCGACGCGGGCAUCGGGCUCGAGAACGUGCAGAUGGUGGAGCUCGAGGAGUGGCUGGCCUCGCAGAACCGGCCCAAGGCGGACGUGCAGAUGCUGCGCAUCGACGAGCUCGCCGAGCUGGGCUGCUGCUGCUUCUGCUCCAUCCUGUACAUCGGCAACGAGAAAUUCAUCCGCGAGAACCCGGACAAGGUCCGCGCCUUUUUGCGCGCCGUCAAGCGCGCCACCGACUUUGUCCUGGCCGAGCCCGAGCAGGCCUGGGCCGAGUACGUCGACUUCAAGCCCGUCAUGGGCACGGCGCUCAACCGCAAGAUAUUUGAGCGCAGCUACGCCUACUUCUCCAGGGACCUGAAGAACGUUCGCCGUGACUGGGACAAGGUCACAAAGUAUGGCAAGCGCUUAGGCGUCCUGGCUGCGGAUUUCGAGCCCAACUACACCAACGAGUUCCUGGACUGGUCCCUGGCUCCGGACUCCAAGGACCCAACGGGUGACCAGAAGAGAAUGGCCCAGCUGCAGAAGGACGUUGCGGCCAAUGGCGGCUUCCAGCGUCUCGUGGAGGCCACUGCUGAGGUCAGGGGCUAA